Messenger RNA from Fusarium fujikuroi IMI 58289, 1275 nucleotides. RefSeq names its product probable cytochrome P450 55A2. Bases 1 to 1275 code for a protein of 424 amino acids. The transcript has 8 exons. The record is from RefSeq and is a predicted model, not a curated record. Lineage: Eukaryota; Fungi; Ascomycota; Sordariomycetes; Hypocreales; Nectriaceae. Gene Ontology annotation, molecular function: heme binding; oxidoreductase activity, acting on paired donors, with incorporation or reduction of molecular oxygen; monooxygenase activity.
AUGGCUACUACAAAGCUUCAAUUCGCACUCCGCAACAAAAGAGCACUCUUCAGUUUACAGCGUUUCAACAGAACCUACACCAUGGCAACUGACGCACCGAGCUUCCCUUUCUCACGCGCCUCUGGCCCCGAGCCACCCGCCGAGUUUGCCAAACUUCGAGCUACGAAUCCUGUUUCUCAAGUCAAGCUUUUUGAUGGCUCUCUCGCCUGGCUCGUCACUAAGCACAAAGAUGUCUGCUUUGUGGCUACUUCUGACAAGCUCUCCAAGGUCCGCACUCGCCAAGGCUUUCCUGAACUUAGCGCCGGUGGAAAGCAAGCAGCCAAGGCAAAGCCGACAUUUGUCGACAUGGACCCCCCAGAGCACAUGCAUCAGAGGAGCAUGGUAGAACCGACGUUUACCCCAGAAGCUGUCAAGAAUUUGCAACCUUACAUCCAGAAGACGGUCGAUGAUCUACUGGAGCAGAUGAAGCAGAAGGGAUGUGCCAAUAGUCCAGUUGAUCUUGUGAAGGAGUUUGCACUCCCUGUUCCUUCUUAUAUUAUCUAUACACUUCUCGGUGUUCCUUUCAAUGAUCUCGAGUAUCUUACGCAUCAGAACGCCAUUCGCACAAAUGGUAGCUCCACUGCCCGAGAAGCGUCUGCCGCCAACCAGGAACUCCUUGACUACCUUGCAACUCUUGUCGAGCAGCGUCUAUUAGAGCCAAAGGAUGAUAUCAUUAGCAAGCUGUGCACUGAGCAAGUCAAGCCUGGAACUAUCGACAAGUCGGACGCUGUCCAGAUUGCUUUCUUACUUCUCGUCGCCGGCAACGCAACUAUGGUGAACAUGAUUGCACUGGGCGUCGCUACUCUAGCUCAGCACCCUGAUCAGCUAGCGCAACUCAAGGCCAACCCGUCCCUUGCGCCUCAGUUUGUCGAGGAGCUCUGUCGCUACCACACUGCUUCUGCACUAGCCAUCAAGCGUACUGCCAAGGAGGAUCUCAUCCGUGCAAAUGAAGGCAUCAUUGCAUCCAACCAGUCAGCCAACAGAGACGAGGAAGUCUUUGAUAAUCCUGAUGAGUUCAACAUGAAUCGCAAGUGGCCUGCUCAAGAUCCUCUCGGCUUUGGCUUCGGUGAUCACCGAUGUAUCGCAGAGCAUCUUGCAAAGGCUGAACUCACAACUGUGUUCUCAACACUAUAUCAGAAGUUCCCGGAUCUCAAGGUCGCAGUUCCAUUGGGAAAGAUCAACUACACGCCUUUGAACAGGGAUGUCGGAAUCGUGGACCUGCCUGUCACUUUCUGA